Messenger RNA from Synchytrium microbalum, 1113 nucleotides. RefSeq lists its product as uncharacterized. Gene Ontology annotation, biological process: apoptotic DNA fragmentation. Lineage: Eukaryota; Fungi; Chytridiomycota; Chytridiomycetes; Synchytriales; Synchytriaceae. Gene Ontology annotation, cellular component: nucleus; mitochondrial inner membrane. Gene Ontology annotation, molecular function: RNA endonuclease activity; nucleic acid binding; single-stranded DNA endonuclease activity. The record is from RefSeq and is a predicted model, not a curated record. The coding region runs from base 1 to 1113 and encodes 370 amino acids. The transcript has 4 exons.
AUGAACAAGCAACGAGGAUGGAGGACAAUAACAGGAAUUUUUACCUUCACAGCCGGAGUAGCUGUAGGACUGUUUGGAUCAUCGUCGAUAUCAGACAUUUUCAAACGAAACAAUCGAGAACAGCAACGUUCGUCUGUGGCAGUAACAACGGACGACAAGGAAGACAAGCAUACAAUCAUAACUCCACGGGAUCAAUAUGAAGUCACCAUUCCUAAUAUCCCAGAGCACUUUGAUAAAUAUGGAUUGCCGAAAUCAGAGAGCAUCAUUUCACGGUCAUCGUAUGUGACUUCAAUUAAUUACGGGAGAAGGCAGCCUAAUUGGGUACUCGAAGUCAUGAAUAGAGAGUCGCUGGAGCAUAAUGUAGACAGGGAGCACACCACAUUCAUCACAGACACAGAUGUGCCUCGUUUAUGGCGAGCUAGAAAUCUGGAUUAUUUGAAUUCGGGAUAUGCUCGAGGUCAUCUUGUACCAGCUGCCGAUUCAAGAACUUCGCAACAAGCUUUGAAGGACACUUUCUUACUAUCGAGUAAUAUCAUUCCACAAGAUGCCAAGAACAACAUGCUAUACUGGAGUCGUGUCGAAGCAUUCGCCCGAAGCUUGAUUUUGGAGAAUGAAUUCAAAGAAGCAUACAUCAUGACAGGCCCGAUAUGGACAUAUCCAGAUGCUCAUAUCGAGAAACCAAGCGAGGCAAACCUCAUCGCCAACAACGAUAAUAGCAACAACCAUGACAAUAACAGCAACAGUAACAAUGCUAAUAUUAAAACAAGAAAUAUCAUCCGCCAAGUAUCAUACCCAGUAAUUGGAGAAUCGACAAUCCACGUCCCAACACACAUAUUUAAAGCCAUACUAGCCAUAAGACAGAAUGAGGACAAGGAGGAACCCUACUUUGCUGCUUUUGUGGUACCCAAUGCUCCAAUACCACCAUCGAAUGGGUUGUUAAUGUAUAAAGUAUCUCGAUCUAGACUAGAUUCUUUGCUGGGGUUUAGAGUCUUUCCCCGGCUGGAAGGUGAAAAGGAUUUAUGUGUUUGGGAUGUUUGUCGUUUAGGGAGGAAUUUCAAGAGGAGUGCCAGAGUUGUUGAAGCUGCUGAUGGUUCUACUGUGGCCAAUGCAUAG